AUGGAAGUAUCAAAUUUCUUCACUCGACUCUUACAGCCUCCGAAAGAGGCUAAAGCGGUCAAACAGCCGGAUGAUUUGGGCGAGUUUGAUGUAGCCUGGCAAGGGAUCAAGGAAACGCUAGAAUAUCCAGAUGAGAGGCAGAUAGUACGAGGAAUAUCAUCAACUCAAGUGCCCAAUCAGCUCAGACAUAUUGUAGACGCUUUGGUCUAUGAGAGCAACAGGACUGAUGAAGAUACGACAGGAGCAUGUCUAGAAUACUUCCUCAAGAACGACCUGUUAGCUCAACUUGAAAGGCUCUGUGAACCUGAUAGACCCCAUGGUAUCAAAGCGGAAGUACUUCGAGCAAUAAACAACCUAAUCGUAUCCCUAUCCGAACGGUUCUUGGUUCACAACGCUGUGCACCGCCCCCUCAGACGAUUACUGCGAUCAUGUGUAGGUGAAGAACCCGAAGAGAAGAUAGAUGGAGGGGCUAGAAUUCUUGGCGCAGCUGGCAUGAGUCCUGAUAUGGAGAGAAGGGGCAGUAAUGAUGAUAUAGAAGAGGAUUUGGUGGGAUUGAUGUGUACACUGGCCUCUAGGAUGGUAGCUUAUCCCCCUUUACUCCUAAUCUUCCUCCAUGACAGAGGCUGGCUCCAACCUCAUCCCUCUCGCGUCCCAACACCUCUCGAAAGAGCCUUGUCUCCUGCUCCAUCAGCUCACACAGGUAUUUCCGGCCCCUCCAGUAGGACAGCCACAACGCAUCAUUUCGAAUUCCUCCUGUUCUCCUACCUACUUCGCUUCGUCCAUCGAGAAGGUCAAAUCGGUGAUCCAGCUCGUGCCGGUCUAUUAUUCCUUUUCGAUAUCGCUUUUCUCCCACCCAGCGAAAUCGUCAGCGGAAGUCCGAACCCCACGGAUAAAGACGGUUCCGACCCCUUACAAGAUGCCAGAGAUGCUUUAGGUGAAUUCAUACUGGACGGUGAUUUUGCGGAAGUAAUGGCUGCAGGUCUAGGUGCUAUAUAUUCGCUGUUACCCUCGAAAUUACAUGUACCGUCUAUAGCGGAAUUGGCGGAACAAGAGAGAGAAUUAGGUGGUUCAGCUUCGGGUACGGGUGGGAUGUAUCUUGGUGCUGGGGUCGAUGUGCCUGAUAGGGAGAUACCUUCUUCGACAGAUCAGGAAGUCCAGGAUCAGCUGGAUCUCAUUCUCAAGUUGUUCGGUUUCUUGCAAGAUAUAAUUCAUCGAUGUACUUCCAUGAUACGGCAUCCUCAUAGCGAUCAGAAUUCUCAUGAGAUAUCGACUACCCACAUGCUAGGAAGUGCUAUAUCAGAAGCCACGCUUGACGCUAUCCAGUCGUCUUUCCUGGAUAAUGUGUUGUACCCUUCGGUAUUAGAAUGUUCGAACCACGAUGGAAGUUCGGUGGCUGUCCUUACAUACCUUGAUGUCUUAUUUUCGGACCUUGAUGAAGGACCCUUGUUGGAUCGAUUGAUCUCUUUCCUGAUGGACACUGGAUCGUUGGAACCGGGUCACUCUGCUCAGGAUAGGAAGAAGAAUAAAAGAAAGACCGGUGCUAUGGGAUACAUUGACCAGCCUGUAUAUACCUCAGACUAUUUCGCGGACGAAGGUCGAUUUACCCUCAAGGAUCUCAUUCUCGAUAAUCUUCACUCGUCGGAACCUACCUCUUCAACCGCUGCCUUACGUCUGCUCCGUACAUUGCUAGGUGAUCAUUGUCGGCAGGCAGUCACAGGUCUCCUUUCAGUGAUUCGAGAUCCGACUGCGACUGCACUGGCCAAACGACCGAUUCCAUCCGAAAUAGACACUCUCCACAGCUUUUUACCACAUCCUGUCAAUUCUACAGACGUGCACCUGCAAGAAGUGGAGUUGUAUAGCUCUUUAGUCACUCGCUUGGAUCCAUCAUUGUCUUCCGCUGAGAUGGCUGCUGGAUAUGCCGUCUAUCUAACAGAUAUGACUGCCAUUAUAGAGGUGGAUCCAUGCCUCCGAUCUGCCCGGAUACCCACGACUUUCUUAGGUGAAAUGGAAAAGAACAUUUUACAUUUAGAUAUGACAGCAGAACCAAUACAACAUCGAGUGAACCCCUCGGACCCUCUCAUCAAGAACAUUUUAAGGACAUUCAGCAAUUUUCUCGCCAAUACUCCAGAUGAAAACGUCGCUAUGACCGGCGUGAUCAGUGCCAUAGCUCUUUGUCCUCAUAGAUCAUUAGCUGGCUGGUUACUAUACGACGUAAAUCCAGAAACAGAUUCAUGGAAGAGUAGAUCUAAACAGCCUCAAGAUUCUUUGUCUGAUUUCGGUACAGAUUCAGAUGACGAUUCUGACCUCGACGUGGAUCGUCCUCGACAUGGUGGUGAAUCAGAUCCAUUCAGUGUCAGAUCUUCGGUACCUCUUCCAGCAAUUUAUCAGAUCUUGCGAGAGAUCAUCAAGACCGUAUCGUCCUACCGAUCUAGCAUCGAAUCUUUCGAUAGACUUUUAGCGGAAAGGAGACAAGGACUCUUAUUUGCUGAUCAUCUUGACGAAGCUAUGAACCUUAUGUUGGAGGUGGAACCUUCUUCUUUCGGUCUUCCCGAAACUCCUAAACCUGAGAAGAAGAAAAGACCCUCAGCAGCUGGUUUAGUAGGUGGCAUCAAGUCGUUCUUGACUCCUAAAAAGAAAACUCCAGCAAGUACGCCUAAUCGAUCCUCGUCGUCUGGAUUGACACCUACGUUAGGUAGUCUACUUCGAACGCCUAACAAGUCGCCUGGACCUGUAGAAGAAAGUGGAAGAUUCGCCACGCCCAUUAGAGUCGAUGAGCUGGAUAUGAUGAAUCCUUCUCCUUUUAGAGCGCACUACGAGCAGACGGAUGUGGAUCUACAAGUGGAAAUGUCGAAGUCGGAGGAAACCAUAAGUAGUGGACCUUGGUCGAAUGCUAAUUCUUUAACAGCAUUGGAAAAUGGAGAUGCGUCUUUCACGGAAGAUACACUACAUCGGGAGAUGUCAGAUCACGUAGAGGAAGAUUCACAAGCAAAGACAUAUGAGGGACCGAAGAAAGUUAGCUUGAAUGUGAUAUUGGACAAUUGUGUGAUUUUAGAGGAGUUUAUCAAAGAGCUAGUGGCUAUCAUCACUGCCAGGAGAGCUAUGGGGAUAGAUCAAGUUGGGUUUGUAUGA
This is a messenger RNA of Kwoniella botswanensis, 3129 nucleotides long. RefSeq lists its product as uncharacterized. The transcript has 6 exons. The record is from RefSeq and is a predicted model, not a curated record. Lineage: Eukaryota; Fungi; Basidiomycota; Tremellomycetes; Tremellales; Cryptococcaceae. Bases 1 to 3129 code for a protein of 1042 amino acids.